This is a messenger RNA of Paramecium pentaurelia, 1032 nucleotides long. Lineage: Eukaryota; Ciliophora; Oligohymenophorea; Peniculida; Parameciidae. The record is from the annotation of a GenBank genome assembly.
AUGGAUAAUGAAGAAGCUGUUUAAAUAUUGAUAUUAAAAUCCGAAUAAUAAAUUAAAAUGAUUAAUAUGCUCAAUUCAUAACUUGAGAAAUCGAAUAAUGAAAAAUCUGAAUUGAGAUUUCAAGUAUAUAUGAAUUAUUAAAUAAUCAGCUUAUAGCUUUAUAAAAUGAUAAUAUGACACUUAGAAGAGAAAAAGAAGGUUUAUACUUUCAACUUGAAUAAUUGUAGAAGUAAUUAACAAAUUUUGAUCAGAAAAAAGAUAAUUAAAUUGUAUAAUCAAAUUUAGUUGAAUAAAGUUUAGAAUAAGAAAAUAAGAGAAAUGAUUCUGUUUAAAUUAAAUAAGAAUUAUUUGAAAAAGAAUAUCAUAAAUUAUUAAAUGAAAACUCUAAAAUAUUGUAAACAGUGUAAGAUUUAUAAGGAAAAAAUUAAUUACAAUCCAUAAAAAUUGAAUAACUGUAACAUCAAGUAUUAGAAAUAUAAAAUGAAAUCAAUUUUAAAGAAGCACUUAUCUAAAAAAAAGAUCAUCAUAUUUAAGAUUAUGAAAAAUAAAUAUCUCAUAUAAUUGAUGUAUAUCAAGAGAAAAUCUUUGGAUAAGAACAUCAAUUAUAAAAAAUGAGAGAUUUUAUGCUAUAAAGUUAUCAAUAAAAUGGACAUGAUAAUUAAAAUAAUUAACCUGAAAUUUCUAAGCUAAUAUUAAAUACAGAGAAUAUGAAUCAAAAUGCAAAUAUAUUAUUAAGAAAUGAUUAAUAAUAAAGAUAAUAACCAUAAAAUUCUGUCCCUCCAUUAUAACAGUUGCCAGUAUAUAAAUGAAUAAUAUUAAUAGUUAUCUGCUGAGAGAUAUAAUACAGACAUUAAUGAACUUUAAGCACAAUCAUCUGGUAGACACCAAAUUAAACAAAGUAUAAACAAUCCAGGACAAAUGAGAUAAUCAAAUGAAUAAAAUACCUUUUAAUUCAACACUGUUUAAUCUGAGUUUAGUAGUAUAUCUCAACCAAAAGUAUCUGAAAGAUUUAAAUAUAGUGAUUAUAAUUGA